GUUUCUUCCCCACUUCAUCUCAAACUGCGCAGAGAUUCUCGAGGGGGAAGAAGGUGAGAGAAAAAUGGAACAGAGAAGGUUCUGGUGUGAAAAGGGCUCGCUCUUAGGGUUAAUUUUGGGGGUUUUUCUCACAUGCAAUGAGUGCAUCAUAAGGUCUGAUGCUUCAAUCCACGAGUACAGAAAUGAAGCUUUCAAUCCUCAGUCAAACGCCUUCUUCUUCCAUGGCGGCAGUGAAGGCCUCUACGCUUCCAAGGUCCACGAUUCUACUGAUAAUUCUUCAGCAGACAAUCGCCACCUCAAGGGCAAGUCCUUCAUCAAGUUUGAGAGUGUCACUUUUGUGAGGACGAAAGAGUCUGCGAAUAAGAUGAGUGAAAUGCAGCAGGACACUGGAUUGGUGGAAGCUAUCAUUCUUGAAGUGAAGGACAGGGCAAGGAUUGGAGCUUCUUUCGUCCAAUCGGAUCAAAUAUGCUGCACCAAGAAUCUAUCGAAUUCUGGAUACUGCACGGCGGGAGAGGUUGUUAUCCACAAAAAUCUGGACAACCCGGAGUGGCCUGUGCGCAUCAAAACAUUCUUUAAUGGAAACGAUGAAGAGGCGAAGAUGGAAAUUAAGACGGUUGAUAUCAACAGUUCCGGAAUGUACUACCUUUAUUUCAUGUACUGUGAUCCGCAACUCAAGGGUACGCUGAUUAAAGGAACGACCAUCUGGAGAAACCCAGAUGGUUAUUUGCCUGGGAAGAUGACUCCUUUGAUGACAUUCUAUGGCUUUAUGUCUUUAGCUUACCUUGUGCUUGGACUUGCCUGGUUUCUGAGAUUUGUUCAGUUUUGGAAGGAUAUUAUACAAUUGCACUACCAUAUCACAGCGGUGAUUGCUCUUGGAAUGUGCGAAAUGGCUGUGUGGUACUUUGAGUAUGCCAAUUUUAAUUCAACUGGGAUCAGACCUAUGGGCAUUACAUUGUGGGCUGUAACUUUUAGUGCUGUCAAGAAGACUCUUUCCCGCCUUCUUCUUUUGGUCGUUUCCAUGGGUUUUGGUGUAGUGAAGCCUACACUUGGUGGUAUAACUCUGAAAGUAUUUCUUCUUGGUCUGGUAUAUUUCGUGGCAUCAGAAGCACUUGAGCUUGUUGAACAUUUGGGGAACAUCAAUGAUUUUUCAGGAAAAACAAAGUUAUUUUUGGUUCUACCUGUUGCCUUCUUAGAUUCGUGGUUUAUUCUAUGGAUUUUCUCAUCGUUAUCAAAAACUUUAGAGAAACUUCAGAUCAGGAGAAACUUGGCUAAAUUGGAGCUAUACCGAAAAUUUACCAACUCGCUUGCAAUAUUUGUGCUUCUUUCGGUUGCUUGGAUUGGGUUUGAGCUAUACUUCAACGCAACAGAUCCCCUGAGUGAGUUUUGGCAAAUUGCUUGGAUUAUUCCAGCAUUCUGGAGUAUUCUUGCCUAUGCUCUCUUGGCAAUAAUAUGCAUCCUUUGGGCCCCUUCACGUAACCCAACUAGAUAUGCAUACAUGGAGGAAGCAGGAGAUGAUUUUGAUGAGGAGGGCAUCUCGUUAACCAGUGGAGCGUUGAAGGUCAGUGGAGAUGUGGCAAUCAAGCGAGAAUACGAGAAUGCGCAUGCAGAUGAUAUGGAGGAGGAUAAGCGAGAGUAGAUGCUUCCCUUCCCUGUAUAAAAGUGAUUACCAUGACGAAGCUUCAUUUUCUUGAUCUUACAAUUCCGGAGUUCUGUGAAUCGUUGAUACAGAAUCCAAGUAUUAUGUAUUAUGCAGAGAGAAUAGGUGGAAAAGUAGUUACGGUAGAAAAUAUGUGAAGAAAGAAAUACAGGUGAACUUUGGUGCUGUACCGUAAUUUUCUGACCGCUUUCAGUUCCGGCAGCGGAACGAAGAUAAUCUAAUUCUUGACGAGCUAUGUCCAUUCUCUGAA
Messenger RNA from Malus domestica (apple), 1907 nucleotides. RefSeq lists its product as uncharacterized. Gene Ontology annotation, biological process: transport. The record is from RefSeq and is a predicted model, not a curated record. Gene Ontology annotation, cellular component: Golgi apparatus; membrane. NCBI's taxonomy places the organism in Eukaryota, Viridiplantae, Streptophyta, Magnoliopsida, Rosales, Rosaceae.